GGAUUCUGCCUUUUCCAUUAUUAUUGCUGCGCAUUCUACCUCUCUGGUUGCUUUUCAUUACAGCACGGCAGCAGCAGCUUCCUUCUAUUAAUGGGCUGCAUAUUGUUAUGGAUCCAACUCAAUGGGCUUCAAUCUCAGCUCUUAGAAUGGGCUUCAUUCAUGGCCCUCAUCCUCCACUUCCACAAUCCAAUAAAGGCACCUGGGAACCAACAACUCUCCAAUUUUCAGAAAUUUCUACUAAUGUCCCAAUCAGUACGCCUCAACCUCCAUGUGAAGUCCUUGUGCUGGUAGUGGAUCCCUUCUGAAAACACUUUCUCCCCCAGUGCCACUGCCAGCGCCAGCGCGGCCCAUCGUCUCGUUUGAUGAAGCUCUUCUCUAUUUCUUCCUCACUCAGUUCGCGCGCAUAUUCCUUCUGUCGAAUGAUUCAAAGCCAGCUCUUCGCUACUGCACCUCCUCGAACCCGAUUCUCAAAAAAUGGGUCCGUUUCUGCCUCUCUGUAUCGUAGAAUCUCACCCAUGGGUGACCCCAGUGUUUCGGUGGUGCCCGCUCUUGACCGGUGGAUUGGAGAAGGAAAUACUGCAUGCAGAGACGAGCUUUAUGGAAUUAUCAAAGAAUUGACAGCUUAUAGAAGAUUCAAUCACGCCCUUGAGGUAUCCCUCUGGAUGACUAAUAAAAGACACUUGUGCAUAGCUCCUUUUGAUGUUGCUUUAAGAUUGAAAUUGAUAUUCAAAAUUUUUGGCUUGGAAGAAGUUGAGAAUUACUUCAAUAAGAUCCCAGAAAAUUUAAAAUCGCAUCAUGUCUAUCUUGCCCUGCUUAACUGCUUUACCAUUGCUAAAUCUGUGGAUAAAGCAGAAUCCAUUAUGCAGAAAGCUAGAGAUUUGGGGUAUGCCACUAAACCAAUAUGGUACAACCUUAUGAUGAAUCUACAUUACCAAUUAGGAAACAGGGAAAAGCUGGCUGAUCUAUUGAUUGAAAUGGAAGGAAACAACAUCCCUUAUGACCACUUCACACACUCUGUCCGCCUAAAUGCAUGUGCUAUGGCUUCUGAUGCUUUGGGAAUGGAUAAAAUUUUGAAGAAUAUGGAAUCCAAUCCACAGGUUGUUGUGCAUUGGCGAACAUAUGUUAUUGCAGCAGAAGGUUACUUGAGAAUGGGCUUAAUUGAUAAAGGUUUGGUAAUAGUGAAGAAGUUGGAGGAGCAAUUAACUAACGUUAAGAAAAAGAGCAUUUUGUUCGUUUUCCUCUUCAAACUAUGUGCUGAAGCUGGAAAGAAGGCUGAAUUGUACCGAAUCUGGAAUCUGUUCAAGAGAGAAGGUGUGGUUGUUAAUAAAGUUUACAUUGGCAUGCUGCGGUCACUUAAGAAGCUUGAUGACAUUGAAGGAAUGGAGAAGAUCUUUCAGGAGUGGGAAUCAGGUGUAUUGUUCUUUGAUUUCCGGAUUCCCAACUUCUUGAUUGAUGCUUAUUGUAGAGAUGGUCAUUUGGAGAAGGCUGAAGCCCUAUUAACCAAGGGAAUAUCAAGAGGUGGUGAACCACUGGUGACAACGUGGUGUCAUUUGGCCGGAGGAUAUCUCAAAAAGAAUCAAGUUCCUGAGGCUGUGGAAGCGUUAAAGAAGGCAAUCUCAGCAUGCCCUGCUAGAUUUAUGGCUUGGAAAAAUUCCUUGACCACUUGCUUGAGAUAUUUGGAAAAUGGGGAUUGUAUGGAUAAGGCGGAGGAUAUAAUAAAUUUUAUAAGGAUGUGGGGUUUCCAAGGGGGUGCUGGUUCAGAUGGCUUGUGCAGUUUGUUUAACAAUGGGGAAUUACAAUACUUUGGAGAAGACCAAAAUAUCCAAAGGAAUGUUUGUGAAGAUGAAGAAUUACAUGAUAAUGGAAACCUCAACCCAGAGCGGGAGCCAAGCAGGCGUCACUUGUCUGGAUGAUUGAUUUAACAGAAUAAACUUAUACAGUUUAUAUUUAGAUGUCAGCUUCUAUGCUACCACAUGCAAGUUGAGAUGUUAUAAUGUUGGCGAAACACUUGUGAACUUUGCACCAAGAUCAAAAUAUAUUAUCUGACUUAGUUGUUUGUUCUGGUGGAUCUCCUGUCUGGAAUAUUGGGAAAAA
Messenger RNA from Sesamum indicum (sesame), 2094 nucleotides. Its product is annotated as pentatricopeptide repeat-containing protein At2g20710, mitochondrial. Gene Ontology annotation, cellular component: mitochondrion. Gene Ontology annotation, molecular function: protein binding. The record is from RefSeq and is a predicted model, not a curated record. NCBI's taxonomy places the organism in Eukaryota, Viridiplantae, Streptophyta, Magnoliopsida, Lamiales, Pedaliaceae.